This is a messenger RNA of Phoenix dactylifera (date palm), 961 nucleotides long. Its product is annotated as 2-C-methyl-D-erythritol 2,4-cyclodiphosphate synthase, chloroplastic-like. NCBI's taxonomy places the organism in Eukaryota, Viridiplantae, Streptophyta, Magnoliopsida, Arecales, Arecaceae. Gene Ontology annotation, biological process: terpenoid biosynthetic process. Gene Ontology annotation, molecular function: 2-C-methyl-D-erythritol 2,4-cyclodiphosphate synthase activity. The record is from RefSeq and is a predicted model, not a curated record.
CUGCCCCCUUAUUUGCGACUUUUCUCUCCCUCCCUCUCAGGCUCCUACCGCUCGACCAUGGCUUCCUCUUCCGUCUUCUUGGCCUCCCCAAUCCUCCCCUCCAAACCCGCCCAAAGACGACCCCUCUCUCUUCCCUCCGCCACCUCUCUUCCCAGUUCCAUCUCGGCCUUUCCUCGAUCCCUCCGGCGUCCGCCGCCGAACUCCCGGCCGCUGACCGCCGUCGCCGCCGUCUCGGUGGAGCAGCAGGACUCCGUCAAACCCGCGGCUCAGCCCUCCUCUCCUCCUCCUGCCCUCCCUUUCCGGAUAGGGCACGGAUUCGAUCUCCACCGCCUCGAGCCAGGUCUCCCUCUGAUCAUUGGCGGCAUCGAUAUACCUCACGACCGGGGGUGCGAGGCCCACUCCGAUGGGGAUGUGUUGCUUCACUGUGUGGUGGACGCGAUUUUGGGGGCGCUGGGGCUUCCCGAUAUAGGCCAGAUUUUUCCUGACUCGGACCCAAAGUGGAGGGGUGCGGCUUCUUCCGUCUUCGUGAGAGAAGCUGUAAAGCUAAUGCAUGAGGCAGGUUACGAGCUCGGAAACUUGGAUGCCACUUUAAUUCUGCAAAAGCCAAAGCUGAGCCCACAUAAGGAGGCCAUCAGGACCAACUUAUGUGAUCUGCUUGGAGCCAACCCAUCAGUCAUAAACCUCAAAGCAAAAACACACGAGAAAGUUGAUAGUCUUGGAGAAAAUAGAAGUAUAGCAGCGCAUACUGUGGUUCUUCUGAUGAGGAAGUGAUGCCAUUGCAUAACAAGGGAAGAUGCUGCAUGUUUUUUAUCAGUCAUAUACUAGGUAUUGGACGCUACUGCCCUUGCUCUGAUGGUAAAGAAGCAUCAUGAAUCACUCUGUUUGCUCAGAAAAUUUUCAUGUUUACUGUAUUAAAACUCUUGAAUCAAAUAGCUUGAAUGAUUUUGCUUCUUAACUUUUA